AUAUAAUUAUAAAAGGAAGGAUUUGGAGAAAUGUGAUGAGGGGUUGUUUAUAAAAUAUUGAAAGGAACAAACAUAAGAAAAUAAGUAGACUUACAAAACGCACAUGGCUUCUUGAGUUUGGUCUCCACAUAUUUUUUGUUUUUUAAAAUAUUUUUUUGGUUUUUAGAGGUUUUUUCUCUUUGCAUUCACAUGGUCUCCUUUAACAUUCUUCAUAAAGGUCCAAAGGCUGGGAGUAUUAUUUUUAUCAUUGACUGAGCACUUUCAAGAGAUUCUUUCAGAUCUACAGUGAAAGUAAAAGGUUGGGAGCUCAGAAAAUUUUCAACCAACUUUCUUCUUCUUCUUCUUCUUCUUCUUCUGGUUCAAUAGAAAGUUUCAAGAAUUCUUGAAAACAAAGAAAGCCCUUUUAAGCAGUUCAGCAAAAGGAUCUCGAAUAGAACAAUUUCUCAUUCUCUUUAUAGCUCUCCGUGUUGAGGAUCUUAAUUGAAAAUUCAGUUAAGUUAAGCUCAGAUGCGAGAAUUGUAUUCUCAGAGUAAAGUUUAGCAGUAGUUUGACUUUCUGGUUGUAACAUAGAAUAAGUCUAAAAUGGUUUGCGAGAUGGAAAGUGAUCAAGCAGAGGACAUAGACAUGGAAGUGGAAAUGCUUUCGUCGAUGUGGCCUGAAGAUAUGAAUGAAGCUGGAAAACGAUUCAAUAUAGAUAAUCCAGGAUUAGAUCAAGAUAUGUUGGAGGAGGUUACUAUCAAUGAGGAUUCCACAAUAGUUGAUUUCAUGCGCCUUUCGGAACUUACUAAUUAUAGCGAAAAAGGGUCAUCUCAGCUGGCCUACUUGGUAAAGAACUGGGAAUAUAAACAGGAAAAUGCCGUAAGGCUACUCAGAGAAGAGCUUGAUAGUCUUAGCAAGCAACAACAAGAAUCAGAGCUCAAGAAAUUGGAGAUAUUGGAGAAGUAUCAAUUCGAGGAGGAAACAUAUGGCGGUGAUAAGCGUCCAAUCUCUAUAUUGGAUGAAGAAUUGAAGAGAUACAUAUUCCAUGAGGUUCCUAGGAAAAGGAAUGAUGUGAGAGUUCAAGACAAACUAGAAAUAGAUGCUGAGUAUGACAGCAUAAAGUACUGGAAGCAGAGAGCUGAACAUUUGGGGAAGUUGUUGGAAGCGAGCGUUCAAAGGGAGCAGACACUACUUGAGAAAUUGCAGGAAAGCAUAGAAAAACUUGAAAGGCAGUCCUCUCCAGUGGAAGAAUUAUCUCAGGUUCUAAAAAGAGCAGAUAAUUUCUUACACUUUGUCCUCCAGAAUGCACCGGUUGUCAUAGGCCACCAGGAUAAAGAGUUGCGUUAUCGUUUUAUCUACAAUCAUUUCCCAAGUUUGCGCGAAGAGGACAUCAUAGGGAAAACAGAUGUAGAGAUUUUUACUGGUGCUGGUGUAAAGGAAUCUCAAGACUUCAAAAGAGAGGUUUUGGAGCGAGGAAUACCGGCAAAGAGGGAAAUUACAUUCGAUACGGGACUAUUUGGGUCAAAGACCUUUCUAAUAUAUGUUGAACCUGUGUUCAGUAAGGCAGGAGAGACCAUUGGUGUAAAUUAUAUGGGAAUGGAGAUAACUGAUCAAGUAAGGAAAAGAGAAAGAAUGGCAAAGCUACGAGAAGAGAUAGCUGUACGGAAGGCCAAGGAGACAGAACUUAACAAAACUAUUCACAUAACAGAGGAGACGAUGCGAGCAAAACAAAUGCUUGCAACCAUGUCUCAUGAGAUUAGAUCUCCUUUGUCAGGAGUAGUCAGCAUGACCGAGAUUCUUUCUAACACAAAACUGGACAAAGAACAACGUCAGCUUGUGAAUGUAAUGUUAUCUUCAGGAGACUUGGUUCUUCAACUAAUAAAUGAUAUCCUUGAUCUUUCCAAAGUUGAAUCAGGAGUAAUGAAGUUGGAAGCCACAAAAUUCCGACCAAGGGAGGUUGUAAAGCAUGUCUUGCAAACUGCAGCAGCAUCACUACAGAAAAUGCUAACUUUGGAAGGACAUGUCUCUGAAGAUGUUCCUAUUGAGGUUAUCGGGGAUGUACUAAGAAUUCGCCAGAUUCUCACGAACUUGAUCAGCAACGCUAUAAAAUUUACUCAUGAAGGGAAGGUUGGUAUAAAGUUGUAUGUGGUUGCCGAGCCAUCUCCUCUUGUGAAACAAGGAUCCCAUAAGAGGAUGGCUUCUGAUAAUUCAAAGGUUUCAGCAAAGAUAUGGAAGGAGGAUAACUGUACAUCGCCAUCUCACAACGCCCUUGUUCGGAAAGGCUCUGGUGGAUGCAAAGAUGCUGAUGGUGCGAAUGAAAGUCGGAUGCUCAAUGGGGGGUGCAAUUAUUCAGAACAAAAUGGAGCUCCAACUGAAGAUGAAGUGGUUGAUUCUGACCAGCAGGAAACAACUGUGUGGAUACGUUGUGAUGUUUACGACACUGGGAUUGGAAUACCAGAAAAUGCAAUACCCACUCUAUUCAAGAAAUAUAUGCAAGUUGGAGCAGAUACUGCUCGGAAGUAUGGUGGGACAGGACUAGGAUUGGCAAUAUGCAAACAACUGGCUGAGCUUAUGGGAGGUCAUAUGACUGUAUCCAGCAAAGAGCACCAUGGAUCUACCUUUACAUUUAUUUUACCUUACAAGGUUUCGCCUGUGUGUGAUAAUUUGGAUGACAAUGAAGAACUCUCUGAAAUAGACAAUCAUGAUACUGCUUCCGAAGAAAAUGAUGAUGAUAUAAAUUCUGGCUUUUUCCAAUUCCAACCGCGCACUUUAGGCUCUUUGUUUUCUUCCCACAGUUCUGGAAGAGGCACAAAACUAUCAGCAAACGGUUUUGGGUUUAACACUUCGAAUAAGAGUAACGGGUUGCCAGUGAACUCCUAUUCUUUCCCUUCCAAUAGCAAUACAUCAAAAGAGACAGGUUCAGUAGAAGAUGCAUGUUCAGUAGCUGAUGCUGUUGAGACAUCUUCCGAGCCUGAGUCUUCGUUGAGACAUACCCGAAAUUCUGGCAACCCAAGCACGUCCGGUAGAGAGCAAACGAGUAAUGGUGUUGUAGAUCAUCACUUCCAUACCCCUUGUUUAACGUCCACUGGUGCAAACGGAGAUCAAGGUGAAAUUACAGAGAAAAUAGAAAAAAGUCAGCUGCAGGAACAACCUGAUAGAAGUUCUGAGUGCUCUUCUAGCAAUGCUGCAAAGACUUUAAAAACCUCAGCAAAACCCAAGAUCCUCCUUGUAGAAGACAACAAAAUACUUGUGAUGGUAACACGGUCGAUGAUGAAGCAGUUGGGUCAUGACAUAGAUAUAGUGAAUAAUGGAGUAGAAGCUGUGCGUGCUGUUCAACGCGACAGCUAUGACCUCAUUCUAAUGGAUGUGUGCAUGCCAGUCAUGGAUGGUCUUCAAGCCACAAGAUUGAUACGAUCAUUUGAGGAAUCUGGUAGCUGGGAUGCAGCAAAGGAUGCUGGCAUUGAUGAAGAGGUGUCUCCUUCACAAGGAAGUGAUGAAUCCUCCAGGAAGCGGAUUCCUGUCAUUGCAAUGACAGCCAAUGCAUUAUCAGAAAGUGCAGAAGAGUGUUAUGCAAAUGGUAUGGACUCUUUUGUAUCAAAGCCAGUUACAUUCCAAAAGUUAAAAGAGUGUCUUCAAGAGUAUCUGCCAUGACAUCUUUCCUCCUUGUAAAUGUAUGCAAACUGUACAGGAAAAGAACAAAAAAGAAAAAAAAAAUGAAUGUGUUAGGAAAUUUUGUAAAAGUUGCUGUGCAACUAGUUAUCUUGUUCAGAAUGAUCAAUGUACAUUAAUAGUCGGCCUUUUGUUCCUCUACUAGUCCUCAUAGCGGCCAUCUGAUGUGGACUUUAACAAAAAUGGGAAGGUUUUUUAUGAAUUCCAUUGAAGAGGGAAUAAAUGAUGUAUCAUUACACUGACAGUGUAUAUUACACCCCA
Messenger RNA from Nicotiana attenuata, 3909 nucleotides. Its product is annotated as histidine kinase 5. NCBI's taxonomy places the organism in Eukaryota, Viridiplantae, Streptophyta, Magnoliopsida, Solanales, Solanaceae. Gene Ontology annotation, molecular function: histidine phosphotransfer kinase activity; phosphorelay sensor kinase activity. The coding region runs from base 583 to 3630 and encodes 1015 amino acids. Gene Ontology annotation, biological process: protein autophosphorylation; phosphorelay signal transduction system. The record is from RefSeq and is a predicted model, not a curated record. The transcript is spliced from 13 exons.